ACAUGCUGACCCCGACUCAUGACAACUUCCUGUGAUGGGUAGCCCUGAGUUCGCUGUCUAGCUAGGAAGCUAAUAACACCUUUACCCUUUCAUAAGUCUUUACCCUUAAAAUAUUUUUUAUUUUAUAAAGAGUAGAUGUUAAAGUAAAGUUUUAAAUUAAACAAUGUCGGACAGUCCAGAUUUGCCACCAAGCGAUGAACAAAAUGUAGAGAUACAGGGCUCUGUUACUAACUAUUCAAUUGUGGUAAUAGGGGAACACGAGGAAAACAUGAUUAAUGACUGUCAAUACUAUUGUGAGAUGUGCCACCAGCCCUUCACAGAUCAGUGUGAGGUUCAUGGUCCACCAUUAUUCACAUACGACUCACCUGCGACUAAGGGGAUUCCUCAGAGGGCUCUCUUAACGCUCCCUAAAGGUUUGGUUAUAGGUAGAUCAAGCAGUCCUAAUGCUGGACUUGGAGUUUUCAACCAAGGCCAGACGGUGCCUUUGGGGAUGCAUUUUGGACCUUUCGAUGGCGAGGUGACCAGUGAGGAAAAGGCAUUAGAAAGUUCCUACUCUUGGGUAAUUUGCAGAGGCAGUGAUCAAAAUAGUUACAUAGAUGCAGAGAGAGACACUCACUCCAACUGGAUGAAGUAUGUGGUUUGCUCGAGAAGUGAGAUGGAGCAGAAUCUUGUUGCAUUUCAGCAAAACGGACGUAUUCUGUUCCGCUGCUGUCGACCUAUUACUCCUGGCCAAGAAUUUCGAGUAUGGUAUUCCGAGGAAUAUGCUGACGGACUUGGCAUCAUCUGGGAUAAGAUUUGGGACAAGAAAUGCAACCCCCUUGGUAAAAAUGAAGAGCAGGCCCCUCAAGACCGCCUAUGUCCUCAUUGCUGUUGCUCCUUUCCUACCUCCUUUUAUCUGCAACUUCACGUUAAACGUUCGCAUCCAGAUCAGUACGAACACUUUUUAGAGACAAAUGCGUCUAUAGACCUUUCAUCAGUCAUAGACGAAGACCAGUGCCUCCUGGCCUCUGAUGCACUUCCUCCAACCCAGGUGCAGCCAAACACAGAAAACUGUUUGGGUCCAAUUUCGACCCCAAACGAACAAGCCGUCCACCACCCGGAAAAGUCAGACAGCACAGAUUUGUCCAAUAUAUGCAGUAGUAAUGCUUCGAACGAUGAUGCUAACUGUGUGCCCGAGGACAGCGGAGCAAAUAAAUGUGGCGAGUGCGGGCGAACAUUUUUGAGAGCUUGUCAUCUAAAGAGACACCAGCGCACAAUUCACUUCAAAGAAAAGCCUUACUGCUGCAGCCGUUGUAGGAAGUGCUUUAGUCAAGCGACGGGGCUGAAGAGACACCAACAGACCCACAAGAACGAGGAGGUGAAGGAGACGGAUCCGGAAAGAGCGUCUGUUAUUUACCCUUGCACCAAGUGUUCGUUCUCUUUUGUGGACAAAUUCAAUUUAAUUCAACAUCUCAAGCGGCACCACCACGGAGAGUACCUCAAAUUAGUUGCAAAUGGUUCGCUCACACCCGGGGUUACGAAACCAGAUUUUGACAAGCAUGACCCACCCUAUGAACCUCCUGCUAGCAAGUCUGCCAAGAACCGCGUGAGGCGCAAAAUCCGCCCUAAAAAAGGGCCUACAGGCCGACCGCGUGGACGACCACCGAAAAAUAAGCAUCAAGUCACAGUUGUGGCAAAUACGAGUUCACCAGUCUGCGCUGAAUGCAAGCAAAGCUUUUCCGAUUCGGAGACGCUAAAAACUCACCAAUGCCCUGGAAAAGCUAACGGAGAAGUAAAGGAACCCCAAGAAGCGACAAUUUUCCAGCAUGUCUGCGGCGAAUGCAGAGGAGUUUUUAGUAAUAUGGAGCUUUUAAAAGCCCACGAGUGUAUUCAGGAGGGAGACGGGCCUCACGGCUGCCUCAGCUGUAACCUUUAUUUUAGCCGCAUGUGUAACCUUCAACGCCACGAGAGCACCAUCCACUCUAAGAAGAGGCCCUACUGCUGCGCGGUGUGCCUUAAGACUUUCACCCAAUCAACUGGCUUAAAGCGUCACCAGCAGAGACACUCGGGCCGCGGUUCUCACCGUCAGAUCUCUGCGUCGGUCAAUGCCUCCAUCUUUUCGUGUACGUACUGCGCUUUCUCCUUCACGGCGGAGCGCUAUCUUCACAAACACAUUCGGCGACACCACCCCGAGAUGAGCAUGAAAUAUCUGGGUUACCAGGACGAGGGCGUUUUGAUGGUUGAAAAGCCUCACCGCUGCAGCCAGUGCUCCAAAAGCUUUACCACAAUCAAGGGCUUUAAAAACCACACCUGCUUUAAGCAGGGGGAGAACGUCUAUCUGUGCCCAGACUGCGGGAAGGCCUUCGGCUGGUUUAACAGCCUCAAGCAACACCAGCGCAUCCACACGGGUGAAAAACCGUACACGUGUCAGCAGUGCGGGAAGAGUUUCGUGCACUCUGGUCAACUGAACGUGCACCUCCGCACGCACACGGGCGAAAAGCCCUUCCUGUGCGCGCAGUGCGGGGAGAGUUUCAGGCAAUCGGGAGACCUGAGGCGGCACGAGCAGAAGCAUACUGGAGUUCGGCCGUGCCAGUGCCCCGAUUGUGGGAAAAGCUUCAGUCGGCCACAGAGUCUCAAAGCUCACCAACAGCUUCACCAAGGCACCAAGCUGUUUCCCUGUACGCAGUGUGGGAAAAGCUUCACCCGUAGAUACCAUCUUACACGACACCACCAGAAAAUGCACUCCUAGCUACAGUAGCUGUGUCAUGCUAAUAAACUUUUGAAUGUCAUGUGAAAA
This is a messenger RNA of Misgurnus anguillicaudatus (oriental weatherfish), 2776 nucleotides long. RefSeq names its product PR domain containing 9 (gene prdm9). Gene Ontology annotation, molecular function: RNA polymerase II cis-regulatory region sequence-specific DNA binding; protein binding; histone methyltransferase activity. Lineage: Eukaryota; Metazoa; Chordata; Actinopteri; Cypriniformes; Cobitidae. The record is from RefSeq and is a predicted model, not a curated record. Gene Ontology annotation, biological process: regulation of DNA-templated transcription.